This is a messenger RNA of Ambispora gerdemannii, 906 nucleotides long. Lineage: Eukaryota; Fungi; Glomeromycota; Glomeromycetes; Archaeosporales; Ambisporaceae. The record is from the annotation of a GenBank genome assembly.
AUGUCUUCACAACCAAAACUGCGUUCGCGUCAAAAACAUCAAGGACAACAGACCAACGUGACAGACCCUCAAAAUGUUGCAAGCCCACAAAAAAAUCAACAUCUCAUACGCCGACAGCGAAUCGUGCGUCAACCAGGCUUUUGGGAAAGAAUCUUUAGUGUACCUUUAGAUUAUAUCAUAAUGGUAAUAAACGAGUAUGAUUCUUUUGACUGGGAUGCAUGGGGCCCUUUCUUAAGUCUCUUGACAGCUAUCGCGUUAAACUGUAUGUUGAUUAUUGUGAAAAUUUGUUAUCGAUUUGAUCGACCUGAAUUUUCUUUUGAAGAAAAGCAAUUAGCGGAUAGAUCCUCUUACGCGUUAAAAUUGGAACUAGCAGAAUAUGGGUUUUUAAUAACAAGCGUGGUCAAUUUCAUCUAUCUUGCAGCGCAAAAUAAAAAAUAUCAAAUGUUUUACUAUCAGAAGCUGGAGCAACCAUUGACUUCAAACGCACAUUUGAUCAAAUUCAAUAAUGAUAUGCCUUCUUGGAUGGAUUCCUAUUAUGGCAGUAUAUUCUAUUUCUUUAAAUCGAAUACUUCUCUUAGCCAGAGCCAAAUAUGGGAGUUAAAUAUGUGGAAUCCAUCAAGUUUCUCAUUACACUUAUUUUGCUACUUUUCUCCUCCGCAAGUAAUGGUUUUGAUGGGACUUAAUUCUGAAAAUUGGCAAUAUUAUUUUCCGGUUGCUGCAUUCAUUACAUUACAGGUGUAUUUUCUAGUGAAAAUCUAUACAACUUAUGUCGAAGAUAAACAAGUUCUCUUUGGUGAAGUAACUUAUGAAUAUGAUAAUAAAUUUGUUUAUCCAACUAUCUUCAAGAAAAAGAACGAUAUAGGAACACAAACGGAUCCACUCAUAGAAUGGGAUAUAAUACAAUAA